CACGAUCUAACCUUAUCCGGCGCUCCUUAAUGUCAAUUGAUGCCAAUGCAAGUAUGGCGGACUUCGGCGACACGAACUCGCACGAGAUGACAGAGAAUCAUGUCGGCAAGCGGAGCAAUAAUCAGUGGGUGCGACUGAACGUGGGCGGGACGUAUUUUCUAACGGCAAAGACCACCCUGGCGCGAGAUCCGAACUCGUUUCUAUACCGAUUGUGCCAGGAAGACUCAGACCUCAUUUCAGACAGGGACGAGACGGGAGCGUACCUGAUAGAUCGCGACCCAACGUACUUCAGCCCAGUCCUGAAUUACCUCCGUCAUGGUAAGCUAGUUAUCAACAAGGACCUUACAGAAGAAGGGGUGCUAGAGGAGGCAGAAUUUUACAAUAUCACCGAGCUCAUUCGACUAGUCAAAGAAAGAAUCAUUUUGAGGGAUACGCGGCCACAAAGGGAUUCCAAGAAGCACGUCUACAGAGUUCUCCAAUGUCACGAGGACGAGCUGACACAAAUGGUGUCCACAAUGUCGGAUGGCUGGAGAUUCGAACAGCUAAUCAAUAUAGGUUCUCAAUAUAACUAUGGUAAUGACGAUCAUGCUGAGUUUCUAUGUGUGGUAAGCCGAGAAUAUGGACCUAGUCAGCUCAGCAGUAAAGAAGAGGAAUCCACGGAUCGCGUCAAGGUUUUGCAGCAGAAGGGUUCACGCAUGUAAUGUCUAGAUCCGUCCUUGUUUUCCCUUGCCUCCUUUAGUUUGAUCAGCUGCGCUGCGACAAGAUGAAGACUGUUUUCGUUUUUACAUUUAAAGUAUUAAAUUGUAAUACCUGUAUUCUUCUCUUUUUCCGAUUUAUAUUCUCUCUGUCUCUACUCCUAGAUAAUAUUACUCUACAGGGACAUUACAGUGCAAAGGAUAAAGAAAAAAGAAAUUUUAUAGAAAUGUAUUUAUUACAUAGCAAAGAUUGUAUAUGAAGCUUUAAAAACCGAAAGUAACAAAGUUAUUAUUAAUUUAUUCCUUUUUAUUGACAGUGCCCAAAAGACGAAAAGAAAAAAAAAGCGUCGAUCUCACGAAUGGGAAUAGUUUAAUAAUUUCAUACAGUUUAUACAGAUAAUCGCUACGACAAACACAAAGUAAAGAAACCUUCCUUUUUCUAUAAGCACAUCUAUCUGCUUUAAAAGCAGGUAUGUUAUAUAAAUAUAUAUAUAUAUAUAUAUACAUAGAUAAUAUAGUUAUUAUUAAUAAAUGACGUUGUUCCAUAAUGGCUGCAGUUAUAUUUUAGCUUUAUUGAAUACUUUGGACGAAUGGCACAUUUGUGGAGGCAAUCGAUUUCAUACAAAUUUUUAUGAUAUAACGAUAGUCUUUAUCUCCAAUAGUGAUACGAGGUAGAGAUUGCCUUUUUGUACAAUAAUUGUACAAAAGAGUUCUUUUUCCCAUCCGUAUCCUUAUCGUAAGAUCGUCUAAAUUACUUACCUUCGCACUGCCGCUAUAAAACAUAAAAAGAACGUUUGUAUAUUUAACAUGACAAUUUUCGAAACCCAAGAGAUGCAUACUAAUAAAAAUUAUGAAUAUGUAAA
Messenger RNA from Pogonomyrmex barbatus (red harvester ant), 1558 nucleotides. It is a transcript of the gene inc, whose product is annotated as BTB/POZ domain-containing protein inc. The record is from RefSeq and is a predicted model, not a curated record. Gene Ontology annotation, biological process: protein homooligomerization; proteasome-mediated ubiquitin-dependent protein catabolic process. Lineage: Eukaryota; Metazoa; Arthropoda; Insecta; Hymenoptera; Formicidae. Gene Ontology annotation, molecular function: cullin family protein binding. Gene Ontology annotation, cellular component: Cul3-RING ubiquitin ligase complex; cytoplasm.